Penicillium longicatenatum is the source of this 483-nucleotide messenger RNA. RefSeq lists its product as uncharacterized. The transcript has 2 exons. Bases 1 to 483 code for a protein of 160 amino acids. The record is from RefSeq and is a predicted model, not a curated record. NCBI's taxonomy places the organism in Eukaryota, Fungi, Ascomycota, Eurotiomycetes, Eurotiales, Aspergillaceae.
AUGGGUCUCUUGUUUCCCGUAGUCUACGCCGCUCCGCUGAGCGAGGAGACCAUGAAUCGUUUCAUUGAGGAAAAUGAUGUUGACACCAUGGGAAGAUUUGUAUUCGUCAACACCCUUAACGAGUAUUACUCCGAGGCAUCAGAGGCACCAUUGGAAGUCGACAGCGACCAAAAUUCCCCAUUCAUCCGAAAGACGCCUCAAGAAUGUUACAAACUGCUCUUAAAGCUUCACGAGGAUACCGAGUCGGAGAUCAUAACCAACUAUUUUGCCAUCAUCGACGAGAGGUCAACACAAGACAAUACUGUACUACUCGUGUGCGCAUCUGUAGACCUUGACGCGAAGAACGAGCUUUCCAUACAUACUAUCCGCGCCUCCUUCCAGGCUUCCAUUUUCGCGCUGAUGUUAUAUGAGACAGGACACAGCAGUGUAGAGGAGAAUGAGGAACGUGCUGAACGUGCAGGGGACACUGUCUAUCGUGGGUAG